This is a messenger RNA of Spodoptera frugiperda (fall armyworm), 6382 nucleotides long. RefSeq names its product AT-rich interactive domain-containing protein 4A-like. Gene Ontology annotation, molecular function: transcription cis-regulatory region binding. The record is from RefSeq and is a predicted model, not a curated record. Gene Ontology annotation, biological process: regulation of transcription by RNA polymerase II. Lineage: Eukaryota; Metazoa; Arthropoda; Insecta; Lepidoptera; Noctuidae. Bases 192 to 5639 code for a protein of 1815 amino acids. The transcript has 26 exons. Gene Ontology annotation, cellular component: nucleus.
UUGUCUAUGUCGUCCUGUCAGUAAAGCAAACACGGAGAGUGGAAUAGAUGUGGAGUUUAAUAAAUAUGGUAUCUCCAUUUGUAAUUCACUUAACUUGUGGCCUUUAGAUGCAGUAUAGUAUAGUGACAAUAAGCGAAUUGGCAAAAAUAUCACUGUUUGAAUCGCCCGGUAAAUAGAAGGCAUCUUAUACAAUGCAGGGUGACGACCCACCUUUCUUGCCUGUGGGUACAGAUGUGAGUGCAAAGUAUAAAGGUGCCUUCUGUGAGGCCAAGAUAAAGAAAGUUGUAAGGAACAUUAAGUGCAAGGUGACUUUAAAAGCCGGUGGUGGUACUAUCACAGUGAAUGAUGACGUGAUCAAGGGUAACCUGAGGGUUGGGAGUAUAGUGGAAGUGAAGCAGGAUCCAAAGAAAGAUGCUAUGGAAGCUGUCAUCACAAAGAUACAAGAUUGUAGCCAGUAUACAGUUGUAUUUGACGACGGGGACAUAACCACGUUGCGGCGGUCGGCUCUGUGUCUGAAGAGUGGGCGGCAUUUCAACGAGAGUGAAACGUUAGACCAGCUUCCACUGACACAUCCAGAGCACUUCUCUACUCCAGUCAUAGCUGGGCGGAGAGGGAGGCGCGGGAGAGCACAGUCUGAGGAGAGUGAAGGAUCUGGUUCUGGUCGUCGCGUGAAGGCGGACGUAGAGCCGCACGUGGGUCGCGUGGUGCUGGUGGAGGCGGGCGGCGGGGCGGAGCGCCGGCGGCCCCACCAGCCUGCCUUCCCCGCCCUCGUCGUCGCACCCACCGCACAGAUCAAAGUCAAAGAGGACUAUCUUGUGCGCUCCUUCAAAGAUGGCCGAUAUUACACAGUGCCUAAGAAGGAAGCGCGUGAGUUCCGUAAAGGCAGUGCUCCACUGGAGUGGGCCGGUGUGGACGCGGCCUUACAGUACCUGAAUAACGCAGUGCUGCCCCCACACUGGGACAGAGACGCACUCUUCAAUGAACCGAGGAACACUUCUGAUGAUAGUUCAGACGAUGAACCUCGUGAAGAGAAGGACCACUUCGUGGCACAGCUGUACAAGUUCAUGGACGAGCGCGGCACCCCCCUCAACAGGAACCCGACUAUCGCCAACAAGGAUAUCGACCUAUAUAGACUGUUCAAAGUAGUCGAAAAGUUAGGUGGUUACAAUAGAGUAACGAAUCAAAACCAAUGGAAAACAAUCGCGGAUAAGAUGGGCUUCCACCCAGUCACCACCAGUAUCACGAACCUUUGCAAACAAGCUUAUAAGAAGUUCCUGCACAGCUACGAGGACUUCUACCGCAAGCUGGGCGUGACGCUGGUGGCGCACCCGCGCGGCGCGCGCACGCCGCCCGCCGGCCGCUCGCUCAUCCGCGACCGCGACCGACACCCGCCCUCCUCCGCCUGCACCACGCCCACCCCGCCCGCACACGCCGCCACUACUUCCUCAGCCACGCAGCGAGGCAAAGACAAAGAUUCAGAUAAAAGUGAGACUGACAAGAGUGACAAAAGUGAGAAGGAAGAAAAGCCAGAGAAAGCAGAGAAAGUGAAGGAAAAACCUCGCACCAGCGAUGGAGAGGACAGCGCAGACAACCAGCCACUGAUUGUCACUGCACCCAAAAUAGAUAAAGAAAAAGAGAGGGAAAAAGAAAAGGAAAAAGAAAAAGAGAAAGAAAAGGAGAAGGAGAAAGAGAAAGAAAAGGAAAAGGAAAAAGAGAAGGAGAAAGAGAAAGAACGAGAAAAGGAGAAGGAAAAAGAGAAAGAGAGUAAAGAGAAGAGUUCAGCUUCUACCAGCACGAGCGAGGAGAAAGAGAAAGUAGUCGUGAAACCUCGGUCGCAGUCCAAGGGACGGACUGUCACGCCUGUGAAGGCAGAGAGCCAUGAGAAACGGACGCCCAAGCGACGCCCCCUAUCUUCCAAGAGUGAAGGUGUAAGUGCGGGCACUUCCCGGGCGUCUCGUCGGCCGCACGCUUCUACUGACAGCGAUAGCUCUGGCCGCGCUUCCAGAUGCGGUCCCAUAAAGAAGAUGCAGAGUCGCCGCAGCCAGAGCGCGAACUCUGCCAGUAGCGGCAACACCAUCGCCUCCAACAGCAGCAAGCGCCCGCGGAAGAGGAAGAACACAGAACCAACCAAUGAGCCGACGCCGCGCUCCGGGGUGUCCAACGUGAAGGCACAAGUGGGAGACAAGUUGAAAGUGUACUACGGACCGACGCAGUCCGAAUCGAAGGUAAAAGUGACGUACGAGGCGAAGGUGAUCGACAAGUCGGCGACGGGUGACUUGCUGCGAGUGCACUACCUGGGCUGGAACACGCGCUACGACGAGUGGAUCAAGCCGCAACGCAUCGCGCUCAACGUCACCCAACACGAACAGAGGAACAAAAAAGGCUCUGGUAUGAGCAGGCGCGUUCGGAGCAAAAGGACUGAAGAGUCGUCGGCCCGGUCAGACUCUGAUAGUUCUGAAAGUGAUGACGACGUCAAGAGACCGCCUAAGAAGUCCGACGAUAAAUCGAGUUCCAAGACUCCAUCGAGAUCUAAAGACGUGAAGUCAAGUGACAGUAAUGGCUCAAACAAGCCACGCAAGCGGCCGGUGAGGACAGUGUCUACCCCCACUUCAGUGUCUCCGGCCAAGAAACCGCGGCCUAACGCCCCCGGCCACCAAGGCAGAGACUACGACCUUAACGAAAUACGCUCCGAGCUCAAAGGGCUACAGACUGUCAAACAGGAGCCUGAAGAUAGCAAGCAAGAAUCCGCCGACACUGACGAGCCCACAACCUCGCAAUCCACUGCACCGCCUCCCGAGCCCAUGCAGCAAGACAAACAGCCUGAAGACGUCUACGAGUUCAAAGAACCAGAACCCUUCGAGCUAGAACUGCACGACGAGAAGAAAAAGCGCACCCAUCGCAUAUUCGACGACAUUUCCCCCAGCAAGUACACGUCGACGUUAUCCAAGUCGCUCAGUGAAGAAAUUUCCGAAGAUCCCAUGCGGCCCCGGCCGUCGUCCCUCCGGUCACCUUCCUUGUCUCCUUUCAGAGAUUUCGGCGUCGCCAGAGAUGUGAACCGUCAGAGUCCCGAGGAUGACUCCAAAGAUGGUCUGUUCUCACUCGACGAUGACUCGUUCCCUGGCGAUGGUAGCUCAGGUCCGACAUUUGAAGGAUUCACCCCAGCUAAAAACCAAGAAACAUAUUCGAAGAAAAGUAAGGUAUCUAAAUUAAGAGAACUUAUUGAUGACUCCCCUGACAGCCCAGCAGACGACGAGCAGUCAUCAGAUGAUGAACCGGAGGAUAUCCCUGUAAAGGAGGAAGUAAGGGAGCCUACACCCACGUUACCAGUGGUUGAGGAACCCAAGACUCCAGAAACUCCCGUGAAAGAUGAACCCAUGGAGCCUGUACUUGUAGUCCCAGUCAAAGAAAUAGUAAUAGAGGAGAAGGAGAGUAAAGAACAAAAAGAGCCUAAAGAGGUUAUUCCUGAACCGCCCAAAACUCCUCCACCGCAAAAGAAACCAGAUUCACCCCCGCCCAAACCGACCGCGGCGCCCACUGCGAGCGUCACCGUCACGCCGCCCACCAUCACUGUCACUGCAGCCCCUACUCCCGAACCUGUUGUUGACAACGUAGAGAAAGCAAAGAAGGAGGAACCUGUCAACCCUCCCCCUAUUGUUGUUGUGGCUCCUCCUCAACAACCAAAAGAAAAUCCGCUUAAACUAAAGAUUGAAAAGAAAUUGGAUCCGGUGCCCGUCGAGCCAGCUGUUUUGAAAAUGCAGCCGCCAGCGAGUCCCCUGAUGGAUACUGAAGAAGAUAAGUCUGAGCCAGACAGUCCUGCGAGGAUUGACGUGUUACCGGAGCCACCGCCGGGAUUCUUGCUCCAGUCCGAGGGACCAAAGAUAGCCGAGAAACUACUGAAAGCUAUCAGCAGCGCUAAGCGACUCUCAAUGUCUCCUCCGCUACUGGAAGAUCGGCCAGUCACUCCCAAGAUGGACACAAUCAAACCGAUUAAGCCAGAGCACAAGCUCUCGCCCGUGAUGAGCAGUGAGCCCAAGUCGCUGAAACCAGAAGCAAUCAAACCGACACUGAAACCUGAACCAAUAAAGAAGGUGACGCCACCAGAACCUGCCGAGAUAUACGGCGAGUCUUCCAACAUAGUAGAGGUGAAGCGUGACGCGCUGGAGGUGAAGAAACCGAAAGUAGAGGAAGCGGUGGCGCCACGCCUGCACUCCCCGCUGAGCUGCCUGGAGCGGCGCAGCAGCGCGGCGGAGCUGGCCGGGACCGGCGUGCCCGGCGCCGCCAGCCUGCCCGGGCCCGGCGUGCCCGGCGUGACCGGCCUGCCCGGGCCCAGCGUGCCCGGCGCGGCCGUGGUGGCCGGCGUGCCCGGGGUGGGCGGCGUGCCCGGCAAGAACAACAAGGUGCUGAGCGACACCAUCCAGAAGUUGUCGAGCCAGAUCAACCAGUCCGCCGCCGCCGUGGCCGCCACCGUGCCGCUGCCCUUCCCCAGCGACGAGCGCACCGACUCCAGCGACUCCGACGACUCCGACAGGAGGUUAAUAAUCGACAAGUUAGUAGUAGACGAGUGGGGCAGUAGUGAGCGGUCGUCGCCAGCGCAAGCCAGUCACCCGCACAGCCUGGCGCCGCUGGCCCCCCACACACUGGGCACCCCGCUGGGGUCGCUAGGCUCCCUAGGAUCCCUGGGGUCGCUGGGCGCGGUGCCCCCCAGUACGUCGCUAGCGCUGGGUGCACGCUCGCUGCACGCUGGGAAGUCUCCCGGCGAGUGGAGCGCCGGGGAGUCUUUACUUAUGCUUGAAGAUGCGUGCAAGAACGAGCGUAAACACAGCGCGAGCGUAGUAGUGGCGGGCGGUCCCCGCGAGGUGCGCGAGUCGCGCGAGGCCCGCGAGGCGCGCGAGGACGACGGCAGUAUCUCGCUGCUGCUGUGCUCGGAGACCAUCCCCGGCUCGCCCGCGCCCGACGCCGAGCCCACGCCGCCCAGGCAGCGCGGCGCGCAGCUACACAUGCCCUUCGCUUCCGCACCGCCGCAUCAUCAUGCUAAAGAAGAGCGUCGUGGUGGUGUAGCGUGCGGGGGCGCAGAGGCGGGCGCGGGGGCGCGGGAGGCGGGGGCGCGCGAGGGCUGGCCCCGCGGCCGACCGCUGGCCGACAACACGCCGCCCACCACGCCCGACAGCAGUCUCGACGCCUCGCCUCCACACAGGGAGCGUCGUAUAUCAGAACGAGAUAGUCCUUCGGAGCGCAAGGACGACGAGGAAGAUAGAAUGAACGACGUCUCAGGACUCGACGUAGAAAAGCCGCACGGUGCGCGGUCCCGCAAGGCGUCGGAGAGCUCGGGCGCGGGCACGCGCGGCCGCGGGCGGCGCACGCGCCGGGACACGGACGACGCGCCACACUCCACGCACUCCGCGCAUGCGCACCACGCACCGCACUCGCACCAUAAUCCCAUGAAGUACAACUUCUACGUCGAAUUAGAUCCGACCUGGGACUGCUCAACUCGCAUCAACGUAUUGACAACGCGACUAGCGGAUCUUCGCAAAGCUUACCACUCCGUGAAGGCGGAGCUUGCCGCUAUCGACCGACGACGCAAGAAGCUGCGUCGAAAGGAGAGAGAAGCUGUGAAGGCUGCUAAAGCUGCCUGCUCCUGAUUCCAGUGUCUGUCAACGAGGCAGUGAGACAUGAGGACCGCAGUUUGUUCGUUUUAGAAUGAACAUACGUCCCGCGUAGUGUAGUUACUACUUAUAAUAAAGUGAUUUAUUUUAUUUAGAAUGUUUAUAAGUCGAAUAAUUUAAGUUUUAAAUGACUUUAAAAAAAUAAGUACCAAACAUCAGCUGAGAUGUCUGUAAAUAAGAGUAUAAUGUAUUUAAUUUGAAUGCUUUGUAUUAUAUUUUUUUAACCCUGCGCCCUACAGUCUCGCUCGACUCAAAAAAUCGGUCGCUAAGUCGUGUCGAUAUAUGAUUUUUAUUUUUUUCAACCUUAUAUUUAUUUUCUUUUUUAGCGAUCGAUUUUUGACGUUACUCAAGUAGCUUCGAUAUCGACAGGGUGUGGUAUUAGAGGAUAACUAAUAUCAUGUUUUAUUUUUAUUCAAAGUUAUUAAUUUAAAAAUGCAACGUAAGUAGGUACUUUACAUUCAUACUCAGAUGAUAAAUGGUUGAUUUAUUUGUUUUUUCGUAUUUGUUAUGAUCUUUGAGAAAGGAUAAUUGGAAUUAGCUUAGCUAGUAUGUGAAUGGAAUUUUAUAAUCUCUGAAAGUUUUGGUAAUACCAUUUUAUGACAAAAAUGUUAUUUUAACGCAAUAUUGUAAUAUGUUGUUGUUGCUGCGCAGGAAUGAACAAAACUGAAUGUGUUGCCAAUAAUGAAGUCAUUAAUAAAUAAUGUGAUUAAAAAUUAUAA